AUGCUGGGGCGUGUCCUCUACGAGACGCGUUACCCACAUGUCAUCUUUGUGCGAGAGAAGGUGUGCCGCUUUCACGACGUACACGUGGGCGCCAACAGGGCACCCGUCACGUCGCAGUCCGUUGUGGUGCACCACCUGCGAGAGCACGAGUACGCGCAGCUCGCCCACCGCUUCCACGGCGAGGAUCGCGACGCGGUGACGCCGAUGCGGUUUGAGCGGCGCGCAGGGCCGAUGGGAGUUGUGGGCGAGGCGCUGUACACCUACAACUGUUGA
Molecule: messenger RNA, 273 nt
Organism: Trypanosoma grayi
Lineage: Eukaryota; Euglenozoa; Kinetoplastea; Trypanosomatida; Trypanosomatidae
Product: putative UDP-Gal or UDP-GlcNAc-dependent glycosyltransferase
Exons: 1
Coding region: 1-273 (90 amino acids)
Source: RefSeq, a predicted model, not a curated record